AUGCGGCUGCAGACACAGCUUGAUUCGGCCACAGGAGUAAUGAAUAUCCCUCCAAACCAGGAGACUGCUGAGCGUGAUACUUCAGCUGCAACCAGAAACAUGCCACUGCAGGUCCGGCUGCUGCAGCGACAGUUGCGGCUCAUGAAGCGGCAACUGCACAGGGAGCGGUUGCACCAUCAGCGGCAGCUGCUUCGCCUCCGCCGGAAGCAUGCUCAUAGGGAAAGAUCUCGUCAUCAGCUGCAGCAGCGCUUGUAUAUGGAGAUGAUGCGUCAGCAUCAGCUGUGGCAGCAGCUUUGGAAGCAGCCGCUGCUACAACAGCAGCAGCAACCCCGGUUCGGGGUGCUGCAGCAGCUGCUGCAAGAGCACCAGCUGCUGCAUCAGUCCUCGCUUCAACAGGAAAUGCAGCAGCACUUGGUUGGACAGCAGGAGCAGUUGCACGCAGUGCAACGGGAGUUGCAGCAGAUCCUGUUUCAACCGCAGUACUACCGGCAACUAACACGACCGCCCGUGCAGUAUGCAGCGCCGCCGGGGGAUCGUGAACAGCAGCAGAGAGAAGAGAGUACGGCUUCAAGGGUCCGGCCGCUUCUGGUUUGA
Molecule: messenger RNA, 594 nt
Organism: Eimeria mitis
Lineage: Eukaryota; Apicomplexa; Conoidasida; Eucoccidiorida; Eimeriidae
Exons: 2
Coding region: 1-594 (197 amino acids)
Source: RefSeq, a predicted model, not a curated record